This is a messenger RNA of Theobroma umbraticum, 1338 nucleotides long. RefSeq names its product E3 ubiquitin ligase PQT3-like. The record is from RefSeq and is a predicted model, not a curated record. Gene Ontology annotation, molecular function: zinc ion binding; nucleic acid binding; ubiquitin protein ligase activity. Gene Ontology annotation, biological process: protein ubiquitination; mRNA processing; ubiquitin-dependent protein catabolic process. Lineage: Eukaryota; Viridiplantae; Streptophyta; Magnoliopsida; Malvales; Malvaceae. Gene Ontology annotation, cellular component: nucleus.
AUGGCUGUGGUUUAUUACAAAUUCAAGAGCUCCAAAGAUUUCCAUUCCAUUCCCGUUGAUGGUCCGUUUAUCUCAGUUUCCGAGUUCAAAUCCAGAAUCUUUGCUUCUAAAAGAUACGGUAAUGGCAAAGAUUUUGAUUUGUUGAUCUCCAAUGCCAAAACCGAUGAACAAUAUGCCGAUGAUUCCAUCUUAAUUCCAAUACAGACUUCCCUUUUGAUUCGCCGCAUUCCUGGAGUACCGGUGUCACCCAUUGUUAUUGGUGAAGAAAAACCCAAGAUAGAAAAGAACCCAUCACCUGCUGUGAAAGAUCCUCAAGAAGAAGGACGCUUUGAUUCCCAUGAUUUUGGACCUGAUUCCGAUUUCAUUCUCAUAAACUCAACUGCCAAUCCAAGCAAUACCCAUUCUAAGGAAGACAAAAUUGAUGAUGGGUUUAAAACUUUAUACGUCUUUGGAAAGGGCCGAAUCCCACAACAGGGCUAUGUCUGCCAUCGAUGUAAGGUGGCUGGACAUUAUAUUCAACAUUGCCCUACUAAUGGUGAUCCCAAUUAUGAUUUUAAAAGGGUUAAACCUACAACUGCAAAUUCAAAGGAUUCUGCUUCAAGUUCUGGUAGUUCUUUUGGUGAUAAUAUGAUACCACCUGAACUUCGCUGCCUUUUGUGUAAGAAGGUGAUGAAAGAUGCUGCUCUGACAAAGUGCUGUUUCAGAAGCUUUUGUGACAAGUGCAUAAGGGAUCACAUUGUUUCCAAGUCUGCUUGUGUUUGCCAAAGGAAAAUAGUGACCGGUGAUGUUCUGCCUAAUACGACUCUUAGAGAUACUAUCAACCGAAUUCUGAAUCAAUCCGGGAAUAGAAAUUCUUACAAUGGUGGAACCAGUUUUUCGAUUCAGGAAAGUGCAUCUGCUGCAUCAAAAGCCGAUCAACGGACACAGAUGAUUGUUCCCUCACAACAUACCUCAGACAAAGUCAAGGGGCCAACAUCGAAAGCAAGUGUCAUGCUUGGGGAAAAAGAAGAGCAACAGAAGAAGGUAGUUUCGGGCAAGACACACAAGGAAAGGAAGAGGAAUAUCUCCAAGAUGCCAACAUACCCACAGAGGAGAACGUCCCAAAAUGUUGGAGUUGACAGCUAUAUGAUGCCUCCACACUACUCUGCCUAUAAUCCAUACUGGGCCGGUAUGUAUCCUGGAUUUAUGUCACCUUAUGCUGCUGUUGUGUCACAAAAUCAGAUGUUCACUGCCUUUCCACCAGAGAAGAAUCCUGCCGAGUUUGGAUUGGAUGCAAAAUUUGCGCAACCCUCGAAGAAAUAUAAAGCAUAGAUUCAUGUCAAGUUUGACUUGUGAAAU